GAAAGUAAAAAGUGUGGUUUAUUGUUAGACGAGCAGGUUGCCCGCAGUAACUAGUGGUGCUGUGUAGGUCAUCUGAGGAUAUAUGCUGCGUUUGAUGUACACAUAGAACCUGGGAGUUUAUCGCACAGGGACACCGAGCAGGAGUCCAGCAUCAUCCAGGGGAGCUCGCCCGGCAGGUGCCAAGAUGCAGGAAGGAGAUCAGGACCCGUUUAACUUGGGAGAACUACCAGAUGAUAUAUCUGAAUACUUCAAUGAAGAUUAUCUGGGGAAGUUUGUGGACCCCGAUGUUCUCUUUGGGGAUCCAUGGCUGAGCUGUAUGGAAGAAGUCAGCACCAGCACCUGCAGUGCUCUGCCCACGGCAACAGAGCUGCCCAGCCUAGACAGCCACCAGCAGGGACAGGAGGACAAAACAACAACGAGGAACAAGAGAAAAAGAUCCAGAGCUCCACGGUCUCAACGGUGCACUGAUGAGAACACACCAACAAGGCCGAAAAGGAGAAGAGCUGCAGCUCGACCAAAAACAAAAGAGGCCCAGCCUGAACCUGUCACUCAAGGCGCUGACGCAGUGACAGAGCAGAGCUCGGCAGAGGAAGAGGCAGCAGCCCUUCCCUCCACUCCACCAAGAAUCCUUCAUCUCCAUCCCUCCUCUUUUCAGUUCAUCACCAUCCCAGACAUGCAGACUCUGAGGCUCUCUCCUCCAGUCAUUAGACUUCCACUCCCCAAUACACCGACUACACCUACUUACAUAUUUGUUCCUGCUUCCUCACCACCCUUCAAACCCCAAGUGGCACCGCUCUCCCCAACGAAUGGUGCAGUAGCGCCAGUCCAAAUGAGUUCAUCCCCACCAGGAUCUCUGUCAGACACUGCUAGCAAAGCCAUGUCUCCCACUUGUUCCUCACCCCUCUCCCCCAGCAGUGAGAUGUCCACGUGUAAGGAGUCCCCUCUUCCUCAGUCUCCCACUGUCGUCGAUAUGACACAAGUCGUAAAGGAGUACAUUCAGGAAGCCAAAGCACACAUGAGUCAAAGCUGCCAGGAUAUGGAGUCAGGCCUCAGCCUCACCUCUCAUUACGUGGAUGUACAUGUGAGCCAGAGGGAGAUUCGCUCUGGAAAAAACACAAACAAAGCGCUGGACAAGGAGCUGAUCAUCAUGGGAGAUACAGAUCGUCAAAAAAGCUUGUUGGAGCGGAAUCAGAUCUUUGGAGGCUCAAAUGGCAUCAAACCCAAACACUACUUGCUGCUGCUCGGCAAUGCUGGCAUGGGAAAAACCACCCUGAUCAGGAAACUGUGCCUUGACUGGUCCAGAGACUGCAUUCCACAGUUUGACUUUGUCUUCUUGUUAGACGGCAAAGCCCUCUCCUUAGCAGAGCCGAACUACAGCCUUCAGACCCUGCUGUUAAACCUCUCCUCCCUUGCCCCUUCCUGCAUUGACCCUGAAGCAGUGUACGCUCAAAUCCUUGCAGCCCCUAAGCGCGUGCUUGUCAUUUUUGAUGGAUUUGGCGAGUUGCGGGACUAUGAAAUUCUUCUCCAGCCUCAAGAAAAAGACUUGAUAACAUCAUUGCAGAAAUACAGCAAAGCACAGAACUACACAGUCAGACAGUUAUACUCCGCCGUCCUUCAGAGGCUCCUCCUUCCAGGCUGCACUCUUCUGCUCUCCACUCGACCCAGAGGCACUGCCAGCCAGCUGCUGCGGAGGACAGACAGCCUUUUGGAAGUGUGUGGCUUCACCCCCACAGACGUAGAGACAUAUUUGUCCCAGUACUUUGCUGAUCCUGACCUCAGAGCAUCAGCUUUAGACUGCCUGAAAAACUGCAGCUAUCUGCAUCUCCUCUGCUGGAACCCUGGGCUGUGUCGGUUAGUCUGCUUGGUUUUAGAACAGUGCAAAAGUUUGGAGGCCCUACCGAGAACAUUAACCGGGCUUUGCCAUCAAGUGCUUCGUCUGAAAAUAGAGAAGGACCGUAAGAACACACAAUCACAGGCUGAAACUCAGUCAGAAAUAUCUGUGCAACCAGAGGAAGAAACCCAGACACAAACUUCAAGUCGUUCCCAAGUGAAAGGACGCCGUAAAAACACUCGCACUCGCUGCCAAAGAGCAAGAAGGUCCAGAAAACAGGACCGAGAGGAAGAUGACGGUGAUGAAGAGGGGGUAUAUUCAACACAGGAGAGAGAGAUUCUGUCCCAGCUGGGUUCUUUGGCUUGGGAUGGGGUCAAAACAAACUCAUCUAUGCUUCCCACGGGACGCACCAUAUCUGCCAAAGUCAAAGCGUUCGGCCACAGGACGGGACUUUUCUUCUCUUACCACCAGAGGUCAAAGCAGGUUGCCUUAAGUUGUGGGAGAGAGGGAGGAGGAAGUGAAGAAAUGGAAAUGAGGGAGAAUGGAGAAACGAGGGGGAACACUGAAAACAAUGAUGCCCAGAUCCUGUUGUGGGCGAACCCAUUCCUUCAGAGUUAUCUGGCAGGGGUCCAUUUGUCACUGUCAAGGACCGUAUCAGACCGUGCCUUCCUCCCAACCCUCCCGUUCCAGUCAGGACAGAAGGGACGCAGGCGUCCCCAAAGGGAGGAGCUCGACCUCACUCAAAGAUUUGCAGUUGGCCUCCUGUACCACGACAGGACAGAGCUGCAGAGGCUACACUCCUACUCCGAGACAGUCUUCAGAGAUAUGCUGGCAGCCAAGCAGGCUCUAGUGACCAAACACCUUGAGGGUCUUUCCUUUGGCGACCUGAGCCCUGCGCAGGUGCUGGAGGCUUGUCACUAUGUUUAUGAGGCGAGUUCCACCAAUGCUGAUGGUAGCAGAGACAAUGGCAGCGAAAGUUUAGUCGCUCACCUGGCGGCGAAUCUUCCAGAAGUCCUGACAUUUCAUGGAGUUCCACUCAAGCCGUCGGAUGUGUUUGCUGUGCAGAACGUUCUCGAAAGGGGCGGAACCGAAGGGAGAAGGUUCUGUUUGGAUCUGGAGGAUUCUGGGGUACAGAUCUCUGGACUCAGAGCUCUGGUGGGGCUCAACAACAUCAACACAUACAGAGCGUGCAUUGCUGAUGUCAUCAGCUUAUGGGAGCAAUUAGAGCAGAGUGGCGAAGAAGAACUCCUACAAGGGACCGUGUCGAAAUUCAAGAUCCACCCUUUGAAAGCCACACAGGUGUGUCACAUAGAGCACCUGGCAAAGCUGGUCAACAUACAUGUGCACAAGAGGCUGUCUGACAGUUCCAGCCAAUCAGAUUCAAUCCUGGCAGAGGGAGUACCAGCUGUCAACGAGCUACACAAGCUGGAGUUAGAGCUUGGUCCAGAGAAAGGUCCCCUUGGUCUUCCCAAGCUGUGGGAGCUCCUGCCUGGUCUACACAACCUACAGCACUUAGACCUAGAGAAGAGUAAGAUUGGCGACAAAGGAGCAGAGAAAUUGGCUGAUGCUUUAGUUUCACUUGGCUCCCUGGAGAUACUCAAUCUGUCACAGAAUUGUAUAGGAGACCAGGGGGUGACAAAACUAGCAGCCACAUUGAGGGCUUUACCAAGACUACACUGCUUAAGCCUCUACAGUAACAUGAUUUCUGAUGAAGGGGCGGAGAGUUUAGCAGCUGUCCUUCCACACGUCGCUGCGCUCACUGACCUGGACGUGAAGUACAACAAGUUAACAGACGUGGGAGCACAGAGCCUGGGAGCCAGUCUGAGAAACUGCAGGAACAUGAAGACUUUAAGGAUGUGGAACCAGUGUAUCCCAUACGGAGUGUUUGAGAGACUUCAGCAGCAGGACAGCCGGAUCCUUUGGCAGUAGGAGGAUAUAAAAACCUAUACCACAAGGCUAUGAACUUUUUUUUUUACCAUGCAUACAUGUUAACACUACACGAUACAUUUACUUAAGCAUGUAUGCCUACGAAUCAGGAACAGGAACAAAAAGAGAAAUUGCAUUAAGAGAAACCAAAAACAUUCAAAAACACAAAAUUCUUUGCUGCUUUAGUCAACAUUUGAUCUUGCCAGAUUCUUUUGAAAGAGUCCAUUCAGUGCUACAGGGAAUAUUUCACCCUUCAAGAAGCACAUUUGCACUAUGAUACUUGUCUUUAUGCGGUUUUAUAGAUGUGUUUUCUCUGAUGUAAAUACCUGAGCUGUACAGUUUGAUACGCAUUCUUUUUGUACAACAGUAUUUUUGUUUGCACUCCUUUUGUAGCUGUAAAUAAUGCAUUGUUUGACAAUCACUUUGCACUUUAAUAUAAAAAAAUGUUCCAUGUU
This is a messenger RNA of Centropristis striata (black sea bass), 4212 nucleotides long. It is a transcript of the gene ciita, whose product is annotated as class II, major histocompatibility complex, transactivator. The record is from RefSeq and is a predicted model, not a curated record. Gene Ontology annotation, biological process: positive regulation of MHC class II biosynthetic process; positive regulation of transcription by RNA polymerase II; inflammatory response. The transcript is spliced from 22 exons. NCBI's taxonomy places the organism in Eukaryota, Metazoa, Chordata, Actinopteri, Perciformes, Serranidae. Gene Ontology annotation, molecular function: protein binding. Bases 185 to 3760 code for a protein of 1191 amino acids.